AGAGAAGGGUGUGGUGUCUGUAUAUAUACACCACAUUUGUGUCUUUCGAAUAACUAUUUUUAUUUAGUUGGCAACAUGUUUGUAAAACUGGUCGUAUUAGCUUGCUCUUUGGUAGUAGCCAAAGCUACCUGGAAUGGUCCCUUAGCCGGUGGCCAGCCAGCACAUCAAUUCCCCGCAGGAGUUAGUCCACAAGCCUGUCCAAAUUUCCCUAACUGUGCCAAUCCCUCAGUAGCUGCCAAUCCACAAGCUCCAGCUGCUCAACAAUGGGGAGCUCCUCAACAACAAUGGAAUGCCCAACCUCAACAACAAUGGAACAACAACAAUCAAUGGAAUCAAGGACAAUACAACCCAGCUCCAGUUCCACAACAGUGGGGAAACGAUGCUACAUCUAGACUUAACAAAGGAGAAUACAUCGGUGAUGGAGAUUAUCACGGUGAAGGACUUGUUGAAGCUCGUGCUCCAGGAUACGAAAACCAAAAUUUAAUUUCUCAAUGGGACAACCCCAACCAAGGAGCCCCCAACCAAGGAGCCCCUAACCAAUGGAACAACGGAGGUAUUCCACAAAAUGCCCACCAAGCACAUGGUGUAGGUCAAAUUCCAGCUGGAGUAGAUGCUCACGCCUGCCCCAACUAUCCUUUCUGUUCUUAACAAGCUAGAUAACCAGGCUGACAACAUGUUGCCUAUAUUUGAAUAGUUUAUUUGUACAUCUCGAUGUAAAAAUCAGAAAAUAUUACGACUAUCUACCAUCAAAUGCAAAUUAAGUAUUCUGCAAUUAUAAUCAAAAGUUACUUUGUUAAAAAUUGUAAUUAUUAAUAAAAUGGACUUUUAAAUAAAAAAUUAUUUGUUAAAAUCUUA
Messenger RNA from Diabrotica balteata, 855 nucleotides. The record is from the annotation of a GenBank genome assembly. Lineage: Eukaryota; Metazoa; Arthropoda; Insecta; Coleoptera; Chrysomelidae.